UGGAAACUAUUUGUUGAACAGAUAAAAAGGAGCACGUCUUGCUCAAGCCUACCAUUCAGUCGCCAGCUUCGACACCAUUCACAUCUCUCAGUCCAGAAGUAGCUUUUUACCUUUUUGUCAGGUGAAACUUAAUUAAAAAUAACGAAACAACUAAAAGCCGGCACUGUCAAGAACAGGGGAGAAAAAACUAAAUACUAAAACUUUAUAAACCUUAGAAAGACCAAAAAACUUUCAAUAAAUCACAAACAUGGAUGAUGAAGUCGCUGCUCUUGUUAUUGACAAUGGAUCUGGUAUGUGCAAAGCUGGUUUUGCCGGUGACGAUGCCCCCAGAGCUGUCUUCCCUUCAAUUGUUGGUCGUCCCAGACAUCAGGGUGUGAUGGUUGGAAUGGGACAAAAAGACAGUUACGUCGGAGAUGAAGCUCAAAGCAAGAGAGGUAUUCUUACCUUGAAGUACCCCAUUGAACACGGUAUUGUUACCAACUGGGAUGAUAUGGAAAAGAUCUGGCAUCAUACAUUCUACAACGAGUUGAGAGUUGCACCCGAAGAGCACCCUGUCUUGUUGACUGAGGCUCCUCUUAACCCCAAGGCCAACAGAGAAAAGAUGACCCAAAUUAUGUUCGAAACCUUCAACACCCCCGCCAUGUAUGUGGCUAUUCAGGCUGUAUUGUCCUUAUAUGCUUCCGGUCGUACCACUGGUAUCCAUGAAACAACGUACAACUCUAUCAUGAAAUGUGAUGUCGAUAUUAGGAAAGAUCUGUAUGCCAACACUGUAUUGUCCGGUGGUUCCACAAUGUACCCAGGUAUUGCUGACCGUAUGCAGAAGGAAAUCAGUGCCCUUGCACCACCCACUAUGAAGAUUAAGAUCAUUGCUCCACCAGAACGUAAAUACUCUGUAUGGAUUGGUGGCUCCAUCUUGGCUUCUCUGUCCACCUUCCAACAGAUGUGGAUUAGCAAGCAAGAAUAUGACGAAUCUGGCCCAUCUAUCGUCCAUAGGAAAUGUUUCUAAGUAUUAACUAUUAAUUUUUUAAUUGGAUUAAAAUUUCUAACAGCUAAAAGAUUGCCGAAUAUUCAUGUAAAUAAACACAACUUAUCGUGAUCGCAGAAAAAAUAAAAGUUUAAGGUACUGGGCUAGUUUUUGUUUACUUUUUGCCCUCAUUCUUGCUAACUUUUUACUGUUGGUCCGAAGAAAAAAAAAAAAUAGUAGUGGCACUAUUAUGAUACAUCGUUCUGGGUUACUUUUUGUCCAUACAUUCCAGUUUGAUGACUGAUCGUAGCAAUCUAGUUUGAACAGCUUUUUCUUUUCUUUUUUUAUUAACUUCCGUUCCUCUCGCUCUGAUAAUCAGGGUGAUCCUGCUGCACAAUUGCCAUUUUGGCCGCCUCUCAACGUACUCACUUAAGACACCUUCACGCGUGGAGGCUAGAAUCAAGCACUUGAAACUUGCUUGCACCACGGGUCAAAUCAGUGAAGCAGGCGUGGCCUUAUAUACAUGUGGCUUUUUGGGCGAUAGCCAUAAUGGGUGCUAAUCUUUUUUUUUCUUUUUUAUAAUAAAAUUUGAAAAAAUC
Molecule: messenger RNA, 1563 nt
Organism: Octopus bimaculoides (California two-spot octopus)
Lineage: Eukaryota; Metazoa; Mollusca; Cephalopoda; Octopoda; Octopodidae
Product: actin, cytoplasmic
Source: RefSeq, a predicted model, not a curated record